Molecule: messenger RNA, 2929 nt
Organism: Thlaspi arvense
Lineage: Eukaryota; Viridiplantae; Streptophyta; Magnoliopsida; Brassicales; Brassicaceae
Source: the annotation of a GenBank genome assembly
CUAGGGGCCUUAUACAAAAAUGCAAGUAAAAUAAAAAGCUUUUGAAGCAAGUUUCAAAUCACAUCGUUAGCCAUAGCCGCUUGGCGCUGUCGUCUUCGUCUUCCUCUUCCUCUUCUCUCUCUUUUUUUCUUUCUUUUUCACAAUUUUUUCUCCUUUCUUAGUGGAGAAUUCGCUGGAAGUAUAAAAUCGAUUCCUCGAUGGAGGGUUUCAUUAAUUGAAUUUCGGAACAACUUGACUCUGAAGAUACCUCGUUUUUUAACUGAGUGAUUUCUUGAGAUAGAGGUAAUCAUUUGCUUGAUCCGCGAAUCAAUAAAUUUUCCAAAAUCCGGAUUUCAAAGUAGCUUUUCUGGGUUUUGAUCUCAAGAUUCAAUUUGGGUUUUCAAUCAAUUUGGUAGUUUUUCUGUUUACUGUAACUGAGAGUUUGAAACUUUGCCUGAUUUUUGAUGGGUUUUAGAUUUGUUGCCUGUGGUUACUAUAGUUUCUUGUUUUGUAAGCUAAGUGAGGUUAGAUUUUUCGUUUUUAAGGUCAAAAUUCGCGUGGAUUCUGGUUCGUUAUUGUCUUCAGGGUGGUUCGUUUCAGGAGACAUGGGUGGUGAUGGAGAUGAGCUAAGACGUUCGUCUUCUUCGAGUGCUAGUGCAAAUGCAGAAGCAAGAAUGAAGUUUGCUUCGGUGGAUGCUUUAUCAGAGUUAGUCUGGUCUCCUCGCAACGGUCUAAGCCUAAGAUGUGCAGAUUUCAGUUUAACGGGAAAGGGAAAUUUGCUCUCUCCUAAUUUCUUUGAGGAUAUAGGACAAACCAACAUGGAGUCUCAUUCGAGAAUCGGAGAAGAAGCAGAAGAGGAAGAAGAAGAAGCCGGUUUGAGAAGUAGAACUGAUGAUGAAGUGAACAGAGCAUUGUCAGGGAUUGGUGAUUCUGUUGAGGAUGUGAAACUUGAGAGAGAAGAGAUGGUUGAGGAAAAAGUUGAAACCAAUGAUGAUGUACAUAGUGAAGAAGAAGCAGAGAGAAGAGUAGCAAGUUGCAAAAGAUCUUUAGAGGAAGCAACGGAUGAGAACGAAUUGGAAACUCUUGCUGUUGUAGCUAGUAAGGCUCUGGUGGAACGUGAGAGCAAAAGGGAAGACGAGACAGAUGUCGAAAAGUCUGGACCGAGCUGUUCAUAUAGGCGUCUAGCGAAAGGAAAAGGGAAAGAAAAAGCUUUAUCUGAUGGUAACUUUAACGGUCAUGAUGAUGAUGAUGAGAGUUUUGGGAGUGUUGAGAGUUGCAACAGUGCUGGUUUGCUCUUAAGGGGAAAGAAAAGAGCAGGUUUUGAGCUAGAACUGAUUCUUGGAAGCAAACGGCUAAAAACGCUAAAUCAAGAAUGUUUGGGUUCAACUUCAAAGCUCAAGCAAGACAGUUCGUUUAUGAAUUGGAUAUCAAAUAUGACAAAAGGAAUCUGGAAAGGUAACGAAGAUGAAGAUUCUCCUUUUGUAGCGCUUACCACAACCUCAGACGCUAAAGUGAUCGUUGAUCAACAAGGAACGUCUCCGAAGGAAAACACCGGUUUCCAGUCUUUUUUCCAGUCUAUAUAUUGUCCGAAGAAACGAAGUCAAGAUGCUUAUUUGAAGGAACUUCCCUGGAUUCCUGACCAAUGUCUCAUUACCAAAGGAGAUCACUUGUCUUCUUCAUCUGGCAAUGAGAUUGGUCCAGUGGCUGAAAAAGUUGGAUUUAACCAGACAAGUGAAACAUUCUCUGCAGAGAAGAAACAAGAAGAGAAAGAGCCAAACGUGGCUUUGUUGUCUCUUAGUAAGUCUAAGAUGAAUGAAGAGCAAAAGACUCUUUGUGGUGAAGCUGAUGAAAAAGUUACUCAAUCUUUAACCAACAAGAACUCUGGUCUUGAGAGUUUGUGGAUAAGCCGGUUUUCUUCUAAGAGUAGUUUGCCUCAGAAAAAAGAUCUUCAUGAGAGAAUCACCAAUGAAGUGGCUAAAGAGAACAAUGAUUCAUCCCCAGACGCGGUUAAAACGCAGAACGCCAUUCUUCCCAUAGUUUCUUCUAUGAGAAUAGAGUCUUCGGAAGCAAUGGCUUCUUUGUUUGCAAGACGAUUGGAAGCAAUGAAACACAUCAUGCCUUCAUGUUCUUUAGCUGAGAACACAGAGGAGGGACUAAACUGUUUCUACUGCGGCAAAAAGGGUCAUUGUUUACAGGAUUGUUUGGAAGUAACAGACACCGAGCUCAGAGAUCUAGUACAGAACAUAAGUGCUCGGAACGGUAGAAGAGAAGAAGCUUCAAGUCUAUGCAUUAGAUGUUUUCAGCUAACUCACUGGGCUGCAACAUGCCCGAGUGCUCCACUGUACAGUACUUCAGGAGCUGAAGAUAGAGCGAUAAAGCACGUUUUAGCUUCUACCUCUGGCACGAAGCUGCCUUUAAGUGGUUUCACAGACGCACCAAAGACCGUCUUUAAUGCUGUUCAAAUGCUUCGCUUGACCCGCACAGACGUUCUCAAAUGGAUAAACACCAAGAAGUCUGUAUCGGGUCUCGAAGGGUUCUUCUUGCGGUUAAGGCUCGGGAAAUGGGAAGGACUUGGAGGAACCGGGUACCACGUAGCCCGCAUAGAAGGUGCCACAGAGGGACAAAGCUCAAGUAAACAUUCAAUGAACAGCACAAUUUCGGUUAAGGUUGGAGGGAUGACUUGCUUUGUUGAGUCUCAGUUUAUCUCAAACCACGACUUUCUUGAGGAAGAGUUGACAUCAUGGUGGCGGAGCGCCGGAAAAAAUGCCGGAAGAAGUGGCGGUGACGGUAUCCCGUUGGCAGAGGAGCUUAGUCGGAAAAUUCAGCAGAGAAAGAUGUUAGGCUUUUAGGAUAUUUGUUAAAAACAGAUAAUACUUGUUUUGUGGCAACUUGUGUGUAUUUUAUUUAUUCAAAUGGGUUUUACAUCGGUUGGUUGAGGAAUGAGUAGGGG